GCAAGCCGCGUAGAGUGUAGCGCUACCGAGAGCGCGGCGUUGCGGACGACUGCGGCGUCAGCGGCGGCGGCGAAGGGCAAAAGAAAGAGGAGGCCCACGCGCACCGAGCAGGCCGCAUUCGUGUUCCGUACGUUAAGCACUCAGGAUGUGUCGCGCAAGUUCUUCGUACGCUACGCGGUGGUGGGCCCUCGUCGCUGCCGGCUUGGCCGUCGCGGCCUUCUGCCACGCGCUCGAGCAGGAUGACGGUACCGACAACGCAACAGACUCCUGCCCACCCAUUCCGAACUGCGGCAUUGGAUACACGUGCAAAGUGGUGAAGCACCCGGACAACUGCCCCAUCUGCAAAUGCGUGCCCUGCGACGACAAGCCCUGCGUGCAGAAGGAAGGCUUCGGCUGCACCUCCGUCCAGAUGGCCAGCGGUUGCCGGAUGUGCCGCUGCCUGCCCUGCAAGGAGCUCAAGAGUUGCGAGGCGCCGUGCACCAAGCAGCGCAACGCGGCCGGCUGCCCCGUCUGCGACUGUCCUGGAACCAAGGGACCCUACCCAACGACAGCCGGCAACCCCGAAGUCGAAAGCAUGCCUUUCGACUACCAAAAUGACGCCGAGAACAGCUUCGAUCCAUGAUACAGCAGAGUGUGCAGUGAGAGCCUGUUGUUAGAGUGUUUGACUUUGGACUGGCAGGUGCAGCUGUGCCUCGACUCAGUGAGCUCCGGCUUGUGGACCUUCGUCGUAUUAAUACUGUAGACGGAGAGACGGUGUAGUUUGCUCUGCUCUGCUCUGCUCGUCACCUUGUGAGGUAUCGACGCAAGGACCAAAGCUGAGUGUGUGCGGCAUGCCCGUAUCAAUGGGUUGAACGCAGCUGGUCACGAAAGAGUGUAGUUAAACGCUGCAGCUUAAGGUACACUUAACGCAAUGUUGCCCGAGUGCGAGAUCUCUUGCAUAUUUCUGUGUUCUUUCUUUUUUUAUUGAGAGUAGACCUUUUCUAGAAAUCCGCGCACGCGAAAAAUGUUCGGUACUUUCUCCUGGACAAAUAGCAUUGCCUUUUGUCUAGCUUAAGCUGAGGUGCUCAAACGUCUCACUUGAACAUCGUCUAGGCAUGCCCGUUCAAACUAUAAAUCUUCCAUAAACCAUAAAGCUUUACGGGAACUGACGUGGGAAAUGCUUCCCUACUUGUGGGUCAGUACGAACAGAGGACGGGUUAACGAUGGCCAAGACCCGCGGUCCUGUUGGCCACACCCUUCAAGAUGUUUCCAGUGAGAACGAAUGGGGCAUCGCACGCGCUACACACGAGCGGGUGGCGACCGGCGCUGGACGCUGGUUGCUUCACCUUCCAUCUUCACCGCGAAACAUCAUACAUUGCUGAGGCAGCCGGAUGGACCGAAAUAGGUACAGUCCGCGCGGUACAGAUAGCGAAUUCACCUAAUGGUACACGGCAUGAACGAAACUUCAUCGUUGGCCGCAAAAGAAAACAAACAGCGUCCUCUGCGCGAACCACCAGAUCACGCGCCAUAUUUCAUCUGGUGUGCAUCUGCGCACACGCGCAUGUUACAGGCAGUGGAGGCUGCGAAGCGAACGAACCUCAGCUUGGAGGUGCACGUCACUAGAGUUGCUUCAAAUAGGAAUUCGCCGAAAUUUUCAGGCCCACAUUACGCUCAAUGGUUGCUAUAUUUCAGUCAGCUUCAUGUUAUUGGGUUAAGCAUCGAGACGGUAAACUGCUCGCAUGAAUACUGGCCAUCUGUACGAGUAGUAUUAGCUGCAUAAGAAACACUACGCCCACCGCUGAAAGUGAUGAACACAUGAAAGCCUCCUAGUACUACAUGUCGAAGCAUUGUCGAGAACUGUGUUUACAUUUCAUACGUGACGGUACACACGCCAUGUACAACACCAAGGCACAUUUUCAAAGCCCGAAGAACAAACAGUUGCACUGGCAUUGCGUAUAGGCACUAAAGUUUACGUUGAUUGUUUUACAAUUCUUGUUCCGAACCUUCUGCGGAAGAAAUUCCAUGACAUACGACUAAAUUGUAUUGCGUGUUAUUUGAGCAGUAAGUACAAAUCUUCAUCAUGCAGAGCUCUACAGAGGAGUGUUCCUUAUUCCUGUACCCUGGCUCUAUAGUGAUGUCGAAUGACUGUGCAAAUUGCACAUCUGCGGCUGUUUUGGAACAAAGAUUUGUCAGCAAGCCAAAGCAUUGUAUGAUAGACAUGUUCAAAGUGAUGUUCAGAUCUGUGAACUGAUGUUCAUCUGUGUGCACUCAGUGGCAGUCAACCAUCAGAUUUAAAGAAACGUCGAACAGCUCCGGCCAAAACUGAAAGAACGUUAUCUAUGGCCUUCUUUACUAGAAUGCCCAAAGUUUACCAGUCAGACAGGUCACGGUUAUAGUGUCCGAGCUGACUGCAUUCUAUCGUUCACCUUUCGUAAAACAAGUGCACAUGUGCCGUGCCUUGCAAAGCAGCUUCGUCACAUUAAAGCGACUGCCUGUGUACGCUGACAUCUGUGUUUCGCAUUUCAGUCUGCCGUUGCGGUUUGGCAACGAACUUGUCUGUCUCGAGUCUUGUGAGAACUGUUGUACAAUGCAGCACGUCGAGCACCGUUAUUACGGCUGUGCGCACGUUUGCAGCCACGUCCACCGAUAGUCUGGAAUUGCAUUUUCUUGAAUUUCUCAAGUGAAUUCGCGCCAUAAAUGAAAUGAUAGAACAGAGCAAGGCGCGAUUACAAGCGCAAUAAAGGUUUUUAUUACAUUUUGAAACGCCAAAGUACCUUUUUUGAGAUAUUCAUUAAAAGAUGUAAACAUA
Rhipicephalus sanguineus (brown dog tick) is the source of this 2788-nucleotide messenger RNA. RefSeq lists its product as uncharacterized. Bases 146 to 622 code for a protein of 158 amino acids. Lineage: Eukaryota; Metazoa; Arthropoda; Arachnida; Ixodida; Ixodidae. The transcript is spliced from 3 exons. The record is from RefSeq and is a predicted model, not a curated record.